AAUACAACGACACUUUCAAUUUGCAUUUCCUGUGAAAACAUUCAUUAAACUAAAAAUGCGUUCAUUCGUGUGUUUUGCCGCUUUAUUGACGGUGGCCUAUGCCGUACAAGAAAUACCCUAUGGCGCGGUGGGUGACGAGGUAUGCCAGGAGUACAACACGUACUACAAGAUACAGGGCAGCUGCGACUCCUACGUAGAGUGUAACGCCUACAAGGCGACGUACAAGACGUGUCCCGACGGGCUGUACUUCAUGCGCGACGUGCAGUGGCCAACCUACCCGUGCGCGUAUCCCUCGGACGCCCAGUGCGAAUACAACGACCAACCUCAGCGAGCCGUGUCAUCAGCGGAGUGCAAGACCCAGUAUGGAUUCUUUGCGUCGCCGUUAGCUACCCGCUCCGAUUGCGGCAAGUACCGCAUGUGCGUGGAGGGCAAGGCCUUCGAGAUGGAGUGCGCUAUGGGUCUGGCCUUCAACCCUGAGACCGGCCGCUGCGACUGGCCCGACCUUGUGCCGAGCUGCAGCGCUGAAGAGUUCCUCGGCUUCAAGUGCCCACCUGCGACCUACGACGAGUUCGGCAAGGCGUACGUGGUAAACUUCAGCAUCCAGGGCAGCUGCCACUACUUCUUCUCGUGCAUGGAGGGUGUGGCGCGCCUGCUGGUGUGCGACCGCGGCUUCGCCUUCGACGCCUCCGUCAACCGCUGCGUUGAUGCCACUAAGGUGCAGUGCCAGGAAGGAUGAAAAAUCACAUCAUGAAUAAAAUAACUUAUUUAUUUAUUUAUUUAUUUCCUUGUUCAAGCAAUAAAACA
Messenger RNA from Papilio xuthus (Asian swallowtail), 804 nucleotides. RefSeq lists its product as uncharacterized. NCBI's taxonomy places the organism in Eukaryota, Metazoa, Arthropoda, Insecta, Lepidoptera, Papilionidae. The record is from RefSeq and is a predicted model, not a curated record. The transcript has 6 exons. The coding region runs from base 56 to 736 and encodes 226 amino acids. Gene Ontology annotation, molecular function: chitin binding. Gene Ontology annotation, cellular component: extracellular region.